Messenger RNA from Apis florea (little honeybee), 1049 nucleotides. RefSeq lists its product as uncharacterized. Lineage: Eukaryota; Metazoa; Arthropoda; Insecta; Hymenoptera; Apidae. The record is from RefSeq and is a predicted model, not a curated record.
UUUCUCUAAAAAUAGAGAUCUCAAAGCUUAUUUGCCGGAAGCUAUACGUCCCCGGAUCUUCCUAUCAGAUUCAUCUAUGAUAUAAAGCAUCUAGCAUGAACGGAUACCCAUUCAAAUGACCAAUGAAUGUUGGAUAACGAUGGUGAAACUACGUGUAUCCGUUGUUUUAAUAUUGCUCGUGUCUGUCAACUUGGUGGAACCGCUAGUACAGGAGGGUUUAUCUAAAUUUUUAGGAUCUAUAACCGGCAUUAAAAACGUGAGGAUUCCUGAAUUAUUGAAUCAAUUGUGUAAUCAAUCGCAAGGAUCAAACACAACUCGUCGAGACGCGUGUUACGGAUGCUUCUUCAGGGCUACCAGUCAAACCGUUGGAUACCCUUUGUUAAUGGCUAUCUCGAAUUGUGCCGAUAUUUACCUGAAUAACACCGAUUAUGGCCACUGUCAACAGUACUUGAGAAACGCUACGAGCAUGAUGAAUUCAAGAACGAGUGCCACGACGAUAUAUUGCUCGUUUCUCGAAUGCGUUCGUCAAGUAAACAAGGAUACUUUGCUCAGGGAAUGCGUCGGCGAGGCCGUAAGAAUGUUCCCCAAUUUCAACGUGACGGACGUCAAGUUAGCCCAAUUAUACGUGAACACGACCGCGUGUGUGCUGGCGAAAACACGUUGCUCUCAAAUGAACCCGAUAACCGGAGAAUUUCAAGAAGACGAUCUGGCCAAUAAGCUGAACAUACCCACGGUGAACGCGGUGCUGGUCAACACGAAUUACGACAUCAACAUCGUACAGCUACCAUUCCAUUCCAGUUCCAUCGACGUUUGCGCAAAAUAUAGAAACUACGAGCAGGCCAGCUGGCCAACCGUCAUGUGUUGAUUGAAAUUUUCUCGUUUAGCAUGGCCUAGAAACGAUGGCCAACCCUGAUCAAUUUACAAUUACGGCAUUAACCUAUUUAAUAAUCGCAUUGUUCUAGAGAUAGAUCAGAUUGAAUGGAAACCUUGAAACUCUUCGAAACUUUUCACUAUUUCUACAUUAUAGUUCGAUACUCGAAGAAAUUGGA